GCGAGGGAUAUGGGAAGAAGAUGGGUUGGGCAGCAGAGUGAGUAAGGAGUGAGAGAAUUAGAUUUUUUUUUCAACAAAUUUUUUGAACCUGUUUCGCAGGUUACCAGUCAAUUUGACUUGUUGUAAGAAUUUUUAGAUAAAGAUUGUAUUAUUUAAGAAUAACUAAGAAGUUUGUUUAUUCUAUCCCAAAAAAAAAAAAAAAAAAAAAAAAAAAAGGAGAGGUUUGUUUAUUCGUUGCAAAUGAUUAAAAAGUUGCAUUAUUAAAAUAAAAAAAAUCCAUUUAAUAAUAGUAUAAAAUAUAUUCUCACACAUGACAUGAGAUGAUAUGAGGUAUUAUACGGGCCAACCACUAGUCUCGUCUCCAAUGGAUAUAUCGCGUAUCUCACCGCUGGCGCCAACAAAUGUCUCGCAAAGGCUCGCAUAGGAGUACGUUCUAUACUCUAGACUCUCGACUCUCGACUCUCGACUCUCGAGGAUAUACAAAAGCGACAUAGCUUAGCAAGAACAAGUAUCCAUGGCUAUGCCAUCCAUCUCCUCACCUUUCUCCCAUUUCAAUUUUUGUUUCGGAUUCUGCAACACAAGCUCUUCAACUAGCCGUUCAACUUUAAAGAUACAUAGUAAUUUCAAGGAAAGUAGCAUCCUUGAGCAACCGAGUAAGCUAGAUGAGUUUACAAAUGGAGAAGUACAGACAGCUUCAAACAAUGAGUCAACGGCUAACCAUCCUGAGAUGAGUCCGCGGCAAAAGCUCCCUCCCCUAGUUGCUGCUUUAAAAGCUGCGGCUGGAGAAAAUGCUGCAAGUUUCCAUUUCCCUGGACACAACAGAAGUAGAGCGGCUCCGUCCUCAUUGACUGAGCUCAUAGGUCAAAAACCCUUCCUUCAUGAUUUACCUGAGCUACCUGAGCUUGACAAUCUAUUUUCUCCGGAGGGUCCUAUUCUAGAAGCACAAAAGCAAGCUGCAGAUCUAUUUGGGGCAUCAGAGACUUGGUUUCUUGUAGGAGGUACAACUUGUGGAAUCCAAUCAGCUAUUAUGGCUACCUGCAGCCCUGGAGAUACUCUAAUUCUCCCUCGCAAUUCUCACAUUUCAGCAGUAUCUGCAAUGGUCUUGACCGGAGUGGUGCCAAAAUAUAUAUUUCCUCAUUAUGAUUGUGACUGGGACAUUGCUUCUGCUGUAUCUCCAUCAGAGGUAGAGAAGGCAAUCAAGGAACUGGAAACGGAAGGCCAAAGACCAGCAGCUGUUUUUAUUACUUCCCCUACGUAUCAUGGGAUAUGCAGCAACUUGAAGGAGAUUUCUUAUUUGUGUCAUUCAUGGGAUAUACCUCUAAUUGUAGAUGAGGCUCAUGGGGCCCACUUUGGUUUUCACCCACAGCUCCCUGUUUCAUCCCUCCAACAAGGGGCUGAUGUGGUUGUUCAAUCAACUCAUAAAGUGCUGUGCUCUCUUACUCAAUCGUCGAUGUUACAUCUAUCCGGAAAACUUGUCGAUAGGGAAAAAAUUUGCAGGUGCCUUCAAACCCUUCAAAGUACUAGCCCAAGUUACUUGCUUUUAGCCUCAUUAGAUGCUGCUACAGCUCAACUUAGGGAUAACCGAUUAUUUGUUUUCAACAAUGCAAUCCAUUUGGCAAUUGAGGCUAAAAGUAAGAUUGGACAGAUCCCAGGCAUCUCAAUCCUUGAUUUUCCCAACUUCUCUGAGUUUCCUGCCAUUGACCCUUUGCGGGUGACUCUUGGAUUCAAUGAUCUUGGUCUAAGUGGAUAUGAAGCUGAUGAGUUCUUAUACAAGGAUCAAAGAGUAAUUUCUGAGCUCAGUGGACCUCACUCCAUAACAUUUGCGUUUACUCCAGGAAGUUGUGAAGAGCAUGUCAACAGGCUAGUCCUGGGGGUCAAGAACUUGUCGUCAUCUUUCUUUCUGCAUUGGAGGAAGAAACAGGGAAUGCAGCAAGUUAAAGUAAAGCCCUUUAAUGAUAUCAACAUGCAACUCACUCCAAGGGAGGCCUUCUUCGCAAAGAAAACAAGGGUAAAUAUUAGACACACUAUUGGAAAGAUAUGUGGAGAGUUGAUCUGCCCAUAUCCUCCUGGCAUUCCAGUAAUGAUUCCUGGUGAACUGGUUUCGGAAAGAGCUUUAAAUGUCCUACUGCAAGCUAAAGCUUGUGGCGCUACGCUAAGUGGAGCUUCUGACCCAGGUCUGUCAUCAAUGGUUAUCUGUGAUGUUUAAGCAGGCCUUACUUACUUCUCAGAUGCAAAAAGAGGAAAAGCUGGGGGAUACAUCAAGUUAAGUGCUGUUCCAGUAAAAAUAAAUAGAAGAAUGCUAUGGCACAAUUGUAGAAAAAGAGAGGUACUAUGGAGCAAUUUGAUAAACCUAUCCUUUUUAGAAGCAAAUUCGGUUCCUUCAGCUGUUAUCAGCUACUCCAUACCGGAAAAGCAUAUAUAUUAAAUUUUCCUGGACCUGCGCUGAUCAGGGCUGUCAAAGUGAUCUAGAUUACUGCUAUGGUGGUCUAGGUCUAUUUGAACAAUGAUCUUCACUUUUCCCAUCAGGGAUCAUCUUAUUUCGGCUGUUGAGUUUUCUCAGAGUUGCAUUGUUUUUUUCGGCUGGUGUUGGUGCAAAAAAUACAUAUGAAGAAUGCUUCUUCAUCUGCUGAAUCUUCUUGUGGUCAACAUUCAACCCUUUUAGUAUUAACAGGGAAGUAUAGGUUGUGCACCGGUCCAAAACCGGACCGGACAGAGACCGGAAUCUGGAAAUUCCUAGGACUGGAACCGCUUGGGAGAAAAAUAUUUUCUUGGAGAAGUGAUAUUUUCAUUUUCCUUGUUUGAUUUGUGAAGGGUGGAAAAUAAUCCUCCCAAGAAUGGAAACAUUUUGUGAAAGAAGAAUAUGCCACAUUUCCUGCCUUUCUCUUCUCCCUUUCAUUUCAUUUUUCCUUUUUGCUGAAACUUUUAUUGUAAGAAGCUUGACAAAAGAAAACAAAAUUUACUACUGUGUUUUACGUUGGAAAAUGGUUUUCAUUGAAAAUCAAUUUCUAUUAAAAAUGAUUUCCGUCCAA
This is a messenger RNA of Beta vulgaris subsp. vulgaris (sugar beet), 3029 nucleotides long. RefSeq lists its product as hypothetical. Bases 515 to 2206 code for a protein of 563 amino acids. The transcript has 5 exons. Lineage: Eukaryota; Viridiplantae; Streptophyta; Magnoliopsida; Caryophyllales; Amaranthaceae. The record is from RefSeq and is a predicted model, not a curated record. Gene Ontology annotation, molecular function: catalytic activity.